UUGGCAGAUCUAUUUUGCUUUUGUUGAACCUCUCUACAGCACAUCAUAAAGAUUUCCUAGGUCCAGAAGCUGCAGAAGAGACAACUGAGCAGCAGAAAAAUGUGACUCUGAGAAGAGACGUUAAGCCUUCUGAUGAUGAAUUUUCUGCUGAUGAAUUCUAAUUUAAAUAUAUAACUGAAGCAUGCAUAAAAGUUAACCUGAUAGGGGAAAACACCUUCUCAUUUAUUAGAACUGCCAAAAAAAAAUUAAAAAAAAAGGCAGCCACCUGAAAUUUCAAAAUGAGUGCUCCACUAAUUCCAAACAAGUCAUGUUAUUCCCAGCUUCAAGACAACUGCAGUGAAAUAAGAAACGAUAAUGAAAGCAUAGUGAAUGUUGGGGAUACCAAUGCCAACCAAAUUGUAGCAAAAGUUAGAACCACUGAUGGGAAUGUUAAAAAACAUGAUUUGACAGAUGAGAGUGGGAAUAUAUAUUCUGGAGGAGCAGAGAAAAUGACUCAUCUGCCUGCAGAGCAGAAUAAACUUCUGACCUUCAAAGACUCUCAAACCUGUCACGCCAGUGCACAGGAAAGUAAGCUGCCCUCCACCACAAGCAGGGAAAUGGGGAAAGACUGCAGGACCAGUGAAGCUAAAGAUAUAUCAAGGCAUAUCAGGAUUAGCCGAGGACAAAGUCUGUCCAAUUUGAAAAGUAGCACAAAUGAUGGCAACCUGGAGGUUGUCUCCAAAGGUGAUAUUGACUUCACCCAGAACUUUCCUAAGGGAAAAAUGUCCAGGACUGUGGAGGUGGAGAGAAUAAAAAGGCUUUCUUUGGGAAGACCGAGUAAAUUUUCUCCUCAGCCUGAAACAUUUGCAAAAGAUGGCGUUGGCCGCGUGUCGUGUAAACGUCUGCUUUCUGCAUCAUUGGACUCCAUCGACAGGUCUCACCACCUGGCAGGAAGUACAGAGAAAUCCCAGAAAACAUCCACGGAUCAUUUUCUUGGGAUGGUGUUUCGUCCACUUGACAAUACCUCAGAGGAAAAUACUGUAUUUUAUUCCAAACCAUCUACCUCAGGGAACAAGAAAACAAGUAAACCGGAAAAUGUACCAAAUGUUAGCAUUGAAAGCACACUGCAUACUUCUCAUUCUCAACAUUCAGCUGUUAAGCUCAAUGAGAUGGCUAGUAAAUCAGAAGCACAAUUAGGUCAGGGUGAUAAAAGUAAAAAACUGGAGCUUAGGACUGCACCAUCUCUACAAUAUAAAAAUACGUGUCCACAAAAGAUAGAGAGAAUUAUGCUGGUAGAGUUCCUGGGGUGUACAAGAGCUGAAAAUACAGCAGCUCAGGAACAGAAAAGCUCUGGGUCUGACACAUCAAAAUUUCAAGUAUCCCAUUUCCAGGACACCUGUAAUAGAGUAGAGGACCCAUUGUCAAGCCAGGUAGUAACUCAUCCUGAUGAUAAAUUGCAAAAUAAUAACAUCACCAUCAGUGUGGAAGGGAGAGGAAGCAAUGACAGUGACAGCAGGGCAACCAGCCAGGCUGGUGAGGAAUAUUUUACUGAUGAGGAAAUGGAAACAAUAUUUCCACUCACUUGCAGUAGUAAAUCCAGCAUCAAAGUGCCAUCAAGAAAAAACAAAAAUUUGCAUGAAGUUGACACAGGUUGUGCUGAAAUAGUUGGUGAACAGAUAUCUCCUUUGCAUGAUAUUAAUCCACCUGACAGCAAGCCCUUGAAAGUUAAUGAGAAUAAACUGAUGCUAGUCAAAGAAAGCACUGAGGAUGCUGUUGUGCCUGCUUCUGAACCCUCAGAUCAUCACAGAGCGCGCAGUGCAGAGACAGUGUCAAACCAACAACCUGACAGUCACAGCAGUGAUGUGGAAACCUCAAAUGUUUCAGUUUCAACUAAAGAAGCGGCUGCCCUACAGAAACAUCCUCCAGAGGAAGCACCAGCGAGCUGUAACGUUCCAACAAAGGCUGAUGUCUUUGUAUGUGUCCCAGAUCCUGUGAGCCCGGUGCCAACGCCAGAUGUUAAUGGUCAGCCCACGCUAUCAAACAGUAAUUUGAAGGAACUUUAUGCACUUCAUGAUGACAAAUUGUCACCCUCCUCAGUCCUACCUCCCAUUGACAGCACACAGUUGUUAAACAUAUCCCCUAAAGUGCCUAUCAAGACUGCUUGCAGCAGCACCAUCCCAAAACCUAUCCUGGUCCACCCCAAGGGCUCCCUCACGGAUAAGGCUGGUGUGGACAGUGACUGCAGUGAAAAGCUGGAAGAAGGUGUUGAGAUGAAACCUGCCAUCCCCCGGCCCAAGCCUGUGAGACCUAAAAUCAUCACGUACAUUAGGAGAAACCCUCGCUCAAUGGAGCAGCUCGACCCGUUGUUCGCGCCGGCGGGGCUGCCCUUCGACGGCCCCGCGUGCAGCGUGCCCGUCUCUGCGGACCACAAGGCGCCCAACGGAGGGGAGGCAAAGCCUGCUGGCAUCCUCUAUGACAAAUUUAAACCUGACCUCCAGAAGCCAAGACUCUUUAGUUCUGGACUAGUAGUGUCAGGAAUUAGGCCCCCGGGUCAUCACUUCGGUCCGAUGAGCGAGAAGUUUCUGCAGGAGGUUGGGGAAAGGCCUGGGAAGGAUGAAUUUUGCCCUGCACCAUACACUCACUAUGAGGUGCCACCAAGCUUUUAUCGAUCUGCCAUGAUCCUGAAGCCACAGUUAGGACUGGGUGCAGUGUCCAGGUUGCCAUCUGCCAAGAGCAGGAUUCUCAUUGCAAGUCAAAGAUCCUCAGGGAGUUGUCUCCAUCAGCAAGGAGAAAUAACAAGUGCUCCCAGCCUCUACCAUGCUGAUGCUUCAGUUGAUCUUAAAAAAGGAUCAUGUCCAAGUGCUGCAAAAUCAAAUCUCCCCAAGCCCUGCCCGUCUGGACUUCGUCCCCCAGGUUAUUCCCGGUUGCCAGCAGCUAAGCUUGCUGCAUUUGGUUUUGUCAGGAGCUCAAGCGUGUCCUCGGUCUCCAGCAACCAGUCAAACGACAGCACUCAGAGUGACCAGAGCAGGACAACUAACCGUUCCAGCUUUGGAAAUGAAGAGCAGACCACCCCUAGGGCAUCUGCACCUUCUAAGGAUGUUCCCAAGGGGAGCAGCAAAAGCACAACGCAGGUAUCGAGCAGCACAGCGACUCCACGCAGGAGCUUACUGCCAGCACCAAAAACUGCCACAGCACCCGCUGGUGUGAAGAAAGAAGUACAAAAAGAUCAAGAUUCUAGCAGACCAGCUGUCUCAUCCCCUAAGAAAUCAGCAGUAACAGCCACAAAACUCCAUUCACCAGGACAUCCCAAGCAAAGGCCAGCUACCCCAAAGAAUGGACUCUCCCCCAAACCAGGAGAGGGGCGAGACACUGAAAAGCAGUUCAUUCAGAAACUGAAGGAAAAGUGUGAUGAGCAGUCCCGGCAAUUAAUCAAUAUCCAAGAUGAGCUUAAAAGGGCCAGCUGUGGCUUUGAUGUCUUUGCUAUAACAACACAGUACUUUUUCAGGCAGAAUGAAAAUGCCCUUGUGAAAAUAAAGGAGUUAGGAGUCGAGCUUGCAAAGAUCAGGGAGGAAGUUGACCUCAACACAGUGAGAUGGAAGAAGCUGCUGAGCGAGAAGGAGGAGCUGGAGAGACGCUUUGAGGAGGAGGGGAAGCAGCUCCGCAGGCAGCAGCAGGAGGAGAUGCAGGCACUGGAGCAGCGGCUGCAGGAGGAGCACAACACCAAGAAGGAGAGCCUGCAGGAGCAGCACAGGCUGCAGCUGGAACAAGCCAAACUGCAGCAUCAGAAUCAGGUGGAAGAUCUCACAGCUGUACAUGAAGCUGCAAUGUCACAGUUGGAAAAUAACCACGCAGUGGCUAUUACAGUCCUGCAGGGUGAGAAUGACUGCAAGAUUCAAGAACUGAAUGCUGCUCACAAACUGGAAAAGGCACAACUAGAGGAGACUUUUGAAAAGCUGCGUCUGUCUCUGCAGGACCAGAUAGACACCCUCACCUUCCAGAAUCAAUCUCUUAAGGCCAAAGCAGACCGGUUUGAAGAGGCUUUGAAGAAAAACACUGAGGAACAGCUGAAGAUUGUGCGAGCUCCUUAUCUACACUUAGAAAAAGAUUUGAAGAGCUUAAAACAUGUUCUGGAAAUGAAGAACCUCCAGAUUCAUCAACAGGAGAAGAUGAUUAUGGAGCUAGAAAAACAGGUUGAAAAAAAUUUAAAACUGGAAGAAAAAAUCACCAUGCUGCAACAGCAGAACGAAGAACUCAGAGCCAGGAUUGAACAAAAUACUGUCAUAACAAGGCAACUGUCAGAAGAGAAUGCAAAUCUUCAGGAAUACGUUGAGAAAGAAGUGGAGGAGAAGAAGAAACUCAGCAGGACUAACGAGGAGCUCCUCUGGAAGCUACAGGAGGGAGAUGCCGUGAGCCCCGUCAAACUCCCACCCGCACCAUCCACUCCUUUUUAUCGCUGCUCGUCAGGGAACUCCUCUCCAGCUAAAGUCAGAACCUUGAGGCGAUGA
Molecule: messenger RNA, 4484 nt
Organism: Cinclus cinclus
Lineage: Eukaryota; Metazoa; Chordata; Aves; Passeriformes; Cinclidae
Gene: MTUS2
Product: microtubule associated scaffold protein 2
Exons: 14
Coding region: 279-4484 (1401 amino acids)
Cellular component (GO): nucleus; cytoplasm
Molecular function (GO): microtubule binding
Source: RefSeq, a predicted model, not a curated record